Messenger RNA from Diachasma alloeum, 1867 nucleotides. RefSeq names its product Usher syndrome type-1G protein homolog (gene Sans). The record is from RefSeq and is a predicted model, not a curated record. NCBI's taxonomy places the organism in Eukaryota, Metazoa, Arthropoda, Insecta, Hymenoptera, Braconidae. The transcript has 7 exons. Gene Ontology annotation, molecular function: protein binding. The coding region runs from base 375 to 1781 and encodes 468 amino acids.
CGCAAGUCGCCUUAUUUGUUUAAUUUCGAAAAGAGAAAAUGAGCAAUUACUCCAUGUUUAGGUGAGAGAGAACUGUGCAGACCCGAAAGGACGAGAAUAACGUGUCGGCGGUCAUUCGCUCGUCAUUUUCAUGUCCAAUUAAGAUGAUUAUCAUUUUACCGCAUUCGGCAGGUUGACAGGAAUGUUUUUUUUACGACAGAAAUGUCUGAAGAGAUCGAAUUAGAGCAGAAAAAAUCAGUGAAAUGCUCCAUUUUAUUCGACACAACUGCAAAAAGUAGAAGGAUAAUGAGUAGAAAUUAGCUGCUAGGGACGGGGCUCUGGAGAUACUGAAAGAGACGACUAAAAAGGAUGCCAAUACUCGAGAUGACGGUGGAAUGACCCCAACACUGUGGGCAGCCUUUGAAGGCCAUGUGGAUGCACUGAGACUGCUUGUCGCCAGGGGAGGAGAUCCAGACAAAACAGAUUACUUCGGAAACACCGCUCUGCAUCUAUCGGCGGCGCGAGGUCACGAGUUUUGCGUUAAAUUCUUAGUUAAAUUUGGGUGUAACAUAUGGGCAUUGGACAUCGAUAGGCAUUCUGCGCGAGAAUUAGCUGCGAUAAAUGGACGGGAGAGUAUUCUCCAAUUUCUGGACAUUGCUCAAGCCGAACAGGAGGCGACAAACAGGAAGAAGAGUAAACUGAUGAGGGAGAAAGCAGAGAAAGAUGCUGAGAAACGACUAAAGGAGUACGUGAAGAGACAGAAGAUGGCGGAUAUUAGGGCGGAGAAGGAGCAGAAGAAACUGCUGAAGGACAGGGCGAAGAUGGACAUCGAGACCAUCAACGAAAAUAACAUUCUCCCCCACAGGCCUAGUAUCUUAACAUUCAAGGGGAGAGUGAAGCCCUCACAAACUUUCAGUGACAUCGUGGGCACAAUCUCCACGAAUACAGCCACCAGGAGACGAGGCAGUAGUGCUGUCGGGAGAAAAGUUCAAGCUAGGAAGGCUGUUGAUGAUUUCAGAGUUGUGGAGAUUGAGAACGACGGAAAGAGAUCGGUGAGAAGUCUGACAGGGCUUCGGAGGGACUCAGAAGUGAUGUACGUAGGGACUUACGAGACCCAGGCUCAACAGAUGGGCAAGAGGGGUCGAAUAUCGGAUGUUUGGGGGACUCUCAGUAAAGCUCAGAGCACUCCAGACCUUCUCGGCGACAGGGAUUACGACGAAGAAGAGGAGGAGGACGAGAGGGGGUCUCUAAAGAACGUUGUUGAGGAGGCAGUGCUCCUUCAGGAGCCUGCUAGUAUAUUCAACAGACCUGGAUUCGGCUCUGUGGCAUUUAGGAGAUCGAUUACAGCAACAUUAGACACUCUACCGAUUUCCCAGGUAGAUGUGAAGACAAAAUUACAUACAAAAGGGUACUCCAAUGGCAAUGAUGCGUUGAUUAAUGGACGACGAGGGAGUGUCAAUGGGCAUCAUAACGAGGAAAUAAGUAUUGGGAGCGCUGGGAGCCUCGCGAGGAGACAAAGCAUGUGGGAUGAUGAUAGAUUAUCAGCUGGAGAGGAGACUGAUGAAACCGACGAAGAAUGGAGCCCCCUUCAAAGAUUCCUAGUAGCUAACAACCUAACAUCCAUUCAAUCCAGCCUGGAGGCAGAGCAAAUCGACCUGGAAGCCCUGAUGCUCCUCACAGACGCUGAUAUAGCAGCUCUGAAACUGCCCCUAGGCCCAAAACGAAAGCUCACAAAUGCUAUUGCCAACAGAAAGACGGCCCUCGGUGCUUCUGAGAACAUCAUGAAGGACAGCAGAUUGUGAAUAAUCAAAAGGUGCAAAUACCCCAGAACAUGUACAUUGAGAGGAACAGAUUAAACAUUACGUGCAAAUAAAAUUCAUUGUUUCAU